Molecule: messenger RNA, 2731 nt
Organism: Syngnathoides biaculeatus (alligator pipefish)
Lineage: Eukaryota; Metazoa; Chordata; Actinopteri; Syngnathiformes; Syngnathidae
Gene: maco1b
Product: macoilin 1b
Exons: 12
Coding region: 542-2539 (665 amino acids)
Biological process (GO): neuronal signal transduction
Cellular component (GO): rough endoplasmic reticulum membrane
Source: RefSeq, a predicted model, not a curated record
GCCAUUUCAAAAGACACUGUUCUCUAGUCAUGGCGGACGGGAAGUGAUCGAGUGGUCGUCUCGCACCAUAAGUGGCUCAUCUCGAUAUCCGUCAAAGAGCGAGGCCUCGGUGAAUAGAUUGAUUGGAUGUCCCAAACGUCUGCCAACUAGACGCACGUAAAAUAUAGCGCGGCCAGGACACAAGUGAGCUUGCGCUAAGAGCAAAGGAGGAGGUUCCCCGAAUAGAGUCCUUUAUUUAUUUCUUUCUCGCCAGUUGGGAAAAAUAAUUAUAGCGACAUAUACUACACCACUUCAUUUAUUUUCGUUGCCCGUAUACGCUAGAAAACUGGAUAAGAUUACGGUGGUUGCUCGAAGGCCAAAGCCAAGUGGAGGAGGAUGAAGCGGCGCAAUGCGGACUGCAGCAAACUCCGACGGCCGGUAAAACGGAAUCGAAUCACCGAGGGUAUAUACGGCAGGUGAAUAUCUUUGAUCAAAUUACCUUUGAUUGAAGAAUCAAAUUUAUCUCAGAAGUGUAUCACAUCAUCAGCCCUCCACAUUUUGCAUGUAUUGGUUCCCAAGUAGUAGCUCUCAAUUUCAGAAUUUCAGUACUUUCCUGUACCUGAAGUUCCUGGUGGUGUGGGCAUUAGUGUUACUGGCUGACUUUGUUUUGGAGUUCAGAUUUGAGUACCUCUGGCCCUUCUGGCUCUUCCUCCGAAGUGUGUACGACUCUUUUAGAUAUCAGGGGCUGGCCUUCUCAGUAUUCUUUGUGUUUGUGGCCCUUACUUCGGACUUCAUUUGCCUCCUCUUCAUCCCUGUGCAAUGGCUGUUCUUUGCUGCCAGUACUUAUGUGUGGGUGCAGUAUGUCUGGCACACAGAGAGAGGAGUCUGUCUACCAACUGUAUCGCUAUGGAUACUCUUCGUGUACAUAGAGGCAGCCAUCAGGUUCAAAGACCUCAAGAACUUCCAUGUAGACUUGUGUCGCCCAUUUGCUGCACACUGCAUUGGCUAUCCAGUAGUGACACUGGGCUUUGGCUUUAAGAGCUAUGUAAGCUAUAAGAUGCGCCUUCGGAAGCAGAAAGAGGUACAGAAGGAGAAUGAGUUUUACAUGCAGCUUCUUCAGCAGGCUCUGCCUCCAGAGCAACAGAUGCUUCAACGGCAAGAACGAGAAGCAGAAGAAGCAGCAACUAAAGGAAUAUCUGACGUAGACACACUUCCAGUUUUACAGAAUGGUGCCCCUGCCAAUAAAAAGACCUCGGGGCCUUUGCCGGAGUUAGAGUAUAGAGAAAAAGGGAAAGACGGAAAAUGUGGCGGGGAGGGUAAAAAGCAGCACAACAGCAUCCUGCCAUCAUCAGUGGACUCUAAACUCCAAGAGAUGGAAUAUAUGGAAAACCAUGUGAACAGCAAGAGACUGACCACUGAACUCGGCAGCACAGAAAACUUGCUUAAAGAGGACAAUAAUUCCUCCUGCUCAUCCACUUCCUCCUCCUCUUCUAAAAAUUACAAAAACAGCAAUGCCACAAUGCUCAACUCCUCUCCCCGUGGCCACAGUGCUGCCAAUGGCAGCGUGCCAUCCUCUACGCCAUGCUCCUCUUCCACAGGGAAGAAUGAGAAGAAGCACAAGUUAGCAGUGGGGAAGGGGACAUCAAGUGGCUCCAACAGAGACCCUACAGACAACUGUAUUCCCAACAAUCAGCUGAGCAAGCCUGAAGCACUUGUGAGAUUGGAGCAGGACGUUAAGAAGUUGAAGGCUGACCUCCAGGCAAGCCGGCAGGUGGAACAGGACCUGCGCAGCCAGAUUGGCUCACUUGGCAGUGCUGAGCGCUCAAUACGUACUGAGCUGGGUCAACUCCGCCAGGAGAACGAGCUGCUGCAAAACAAGCUCCAUAAUGCUGUACAGGCAAAGCAAAAGGACAAGCAGGCUGUGGGGCAACUGGAGAAGAGGCUCAAAGUUGAGCAGGACGCGCGUACCACUGCUGAGAAACAACUCGCAGAUGAAAAGAAGCGCAAAAAGCUUGAAGAAGCUACGGCAGCCAGAGCAGUAGCUCUCGCUGCUGCUUCCAGAGGAGAAUGCACAGACACACUGCGACGGCGGAUCACAGAAUUAGAAACAGAGUGUAAGAAACUAAACCUGGACAACAAGCUUAAGGAAGACCAGAUCCGAGACCUUGACUUGAAAGUCCAGGAGCUUCAUAAAUACAAGGAGAAUGAAAAAGACACAGAAGUGUUGAUGUCAGCGCUGUCAGCCAUGCAGGACAAGACCCAACACUUGGAGAACAGCCUUAGUGCUGAGACCAGGAUCAAACUGGACCUCUUCUCUGCACUGGGAGAUGCCAAGAGGCAGCAAGAAAUUGUGCAAGGUCAGAUCCUUCAAAAAGACCAAGAAAUAAAAGAUUUGAAGCAAAAGAUAGCCGAAGUGAUGGCUGUCAUGCCCAGCAUCUCAUACACAACUGACACCAGCAGCAUGACUCCCGUGGCGCCCCACUACUCCUCCAAGUUCAUGGACACCAACCCCUCUGGCUUGGACCCCAAUGCCUCAGUUUACCAGCCACUCAAAAAGUGACCGCUUUGUUCUAUCCCUCCCUCCAUUUUCCUUUAUUUUUUUUAUUUUUUAUUUCCCAGGCCCAGCACCUUUCUGUCUGCUCGGCAUGUCUGCGGCUGAGAAUGUUUUUCUUGGGUCAUUAUUUUCUCCUUGCCAGGUCAGAAGGAUGUUGUAUCGUGUGUAGUUAAAAGAAAUUAAAAGACACCACAUCAA